This is a messenger RNA of Vespula vulgaris, 604 nucleotides long. RefSeq lists its product as uncharacterized. Gene Ontology annotation, biological process: cellular response to oxidative stress. Lineage: Eukaryota; Metazoa; Arthropoda; Insecta; Hymenoptera; Vespidae. The transcript has 3 exons. Bases 18 to 458 code for a protein of 146 amino acids. The record is from RefSeq and is a predicted model, not a curated record. Gene Ontology annotation, cellular component: cytoplasm. Gene Ontology annotation, molecular function: glutathione disulfide oxidoreductase activity.
UGUAUCUAUCAGUCAUCAUGUAUUCUUUCAUAAGAAAUAAACUGCGUAUAAAUUUUUACAAAAUCACUAUAGCUUUAAUUGGUACCAUGGAAGAUAUACCUAGUGAACAUAAUUCCGAUUAUAUUAACUACAACGACGACUUUUCCAGUACACAAAAGAUCAUGCCUGCAACACGAGAAAUGGUCGAUCAACUGAUCGCUUCAGAUCAAAUUGUUAUAUUUUCCAAGACGCGUUGCCCGUAUUGUAAAAUGGCAAAACAAGUAUUUGAAUCGUUGAAAAAAGAAUAUACUGCCAUUGAAUUGGAUGAAAGGGAUGACGCAGAAGAAAUCCAAUCGAUAUUGGGAGAAAUAACAGGUGCGAGAACAGUUCCUAGGGUAUUUGUUAAAGGAGAAUGCCUUGGAGGAGGUACUGAUAUAAAGAAGCUUUAUGAUAGCGGAGAAUUACAGAAUAAAUUUUAAAUUGUUGGUAAAGAGCAUGUACCUGGUUUCUUUAUGUAAUAUAUCAAAUAAUCAUGAUACCGUGCAUUCUAUACUAUGUUACAUAACAAUAGUAACUGAAUUCUAUAUGUAAUAACAAUUCCAAUAAAUACUUUGACUUAAAAGUA